CCGAGUGCCACUCGGCCAGUCAUCCCUUAUCAGCAAUCUUCCCAGCUCUUUUGCAGAGCUUGUGUGCAUCCUCAAGCUUGCUGCAUCAAUGUGGAAUAGCCAGGUUAUACCAGUAUCUCCUCGGACUUUGACUAAUUACCGCAAAUAUGUCUGUCGUCGUAGUCGCCGGUGGUCUCGGCGACAUGGGAAGGCUCAUCACCGAUGCCCUUCACGAGACCGGCAAAUAUGAGGUCUACGUCAUGUCACGCAAAGUCCCCGAGGACUACCCGACCCGUGUCUCCCCAUUGACAAACAAGACAUAUCUCCCCAUUAUCCAGACAGACUACAGCUCGGAGGCGGCCGUGGCCGAGCUCCUGACGCAACACAAAGUCCACACCGUCAUCUGCACCUUCGCGCUCGACUUCCAAGCCGCCAGCAACUCGCAGUUGACUCUCAUCCGAGCCGCCGAGCAGGCAGCUUGCGUCAAGCGAUUCAUCCCCUCCGAAUUCAACAUCGACUACGACCAAGGCGACGACGUGCUGCCAUAUCCCGACAAGCGAUUCCACACUGUUGCGCGGCGCGAGCUGGAGCGGACGAGCCUCGAGUUCACGUAUAUAUACCCGGGCAUGUUCAUGGACUAUUUCGGCAUGCCCAACAUCUCGACGCACCUGCGGGAGCUGUGCGUCUUCACCGACCCCACAAACGGAGUCGCGGCCUUGCCGGGAGACGGCGAGGCCCGGAUGGCCAUGUCCUACACCAAGGACGUCGCGCGGUACACAGCCCUUGCCCUCGAGCUGGACAAGUGGCCGCGGGUCAUGACGACGGCGUCGAGCACCGCCGCGCCAAACGAGCUGGUGAUCCUGGCCGAGAAGAAUCUGGGUCGCAAGCUCGCGGUGACGUACCAGCCGAUUGCUGACCUGCUGGACCACAAGAACGCGGUCCUACCGAGGAACGUCCCCAUUGCCGAGCACUUCCCUGGAGGGUUGGAGCAGCUCAGGGCUCUGACAGCGGACCUGGAGGCGUCCGUGGCUCUGGGCGCAUACGACUUCUCGAGGCUGCCCGACCAUCUGGAUUUGGUCGAGCAUUUCGCCGGCAAGACUGCGGCGCCGAUGCGGAUCGAGGGGCUGAUGGAGAUGGCGUGGAAGGGGAAAUGAGCUGCGUGUGUCCGUUAAUUCGUCGGUCGGCCAACAGCUAAGCCUGAAGUUGUGUCCGGGCUUCUCUCGGUAGUAGUAGUAGUUAGCAAGUUAAUACGCAGCUCAGUGGGGUUACGUGAGCUUGCUUGCUAGACCAAUAUUUGCGAUUGA
Phialemonium atrogriseum is the source of this 1283-nucleotide messenger RNA. RefSeq lists its product as uncharacterized. The transcript is spliced from 2 exons. The record is from RefSeq and is a predicted model, not a curated record. Bases 147 to 1133 code for a protein of 328 amino acids. Lineage: Eukaryota; Fungi; Ascomycota; Sordariomycetes; Cephalothecales; Cephalothecaceae.